UAUGUGCUCGACACUCGACAGCUGUCUGCACGAAAAGUUUUGAAACUUUUAAAAGUACUUACUUUUUAGUCAUAAUUUAGCCGUUCUUCAUCGAACCUUAUUUCUUCCUAAAACCGGAUGAGACCUCUCUUGAAUUAUUGAUCUACCGUACGGACUCAGCGCUGUCGAAUUGCAUAUUGUUGAUAUUAGCACCUACGUUUGCUAUGCCAGUCGACAUGCGAGUUGGCAGAGAGUAAACUUGAAUAUUUUGGACAUUGCCGUAUACCUAUUUUACACCUUUACGGACGAUUGUAAUUCUUUGUGAACGCUAUUGCUCUGCUGAGUCUGCUGGAUUAAAACAUGGUCCGGAAACUUAAAUAUCAUGAAAAGAAAUUACUUAAAAAGGUGGAUUUUAUUUCAUGGGAAGUGGACAACAACCUUCACGAGGUGAAGAUCAUGCGCAAGUACCACAUUCAGAGGCGCGAGGACUACACCAAGUAUAAUCGGCUUUCUCGGGAGAUCCGAGAGGUAGCUCAGAGCAUUAAAGAUCUUGAUGUCGAAGAUAUAGUGAGGACCGAAUCUACGGGACGGCUUCUCGACAAGCUGUUUCAUUUGGGAUUAGUGCCUACCAAGGAAAACCUUGAACUUUGCAACAAAGUCACCGCAUCUUCGUUCUGCCGGCGGCGCUUACCUGUGGUCAUGGUACGGAAUCAUAUGGCGGAGUCGAUCGCGCUCGCAACACGUUUCAUUGAACAAGGCCGUAUGUUAUGUUCGUGUUGGGCCAGAAGUUGUAAUGGAUCCUGCGUUCUUGGUCUCGAGGUCAAUGGAAGACUUCGUUACAUGGGUGAAUACAAGCGCUAUCAAAAAGAAGGUUCUGGACUACAACGAUCUACGUGAUGAUUUUGAUAUGUCCUGAAUGGUGAGGAUUAUGGAUUGGGUCAUGAACUCGCUGCGCUUUCGGUCUACUGAUCGUUGCUUGUUCGUGCUUGUUGGACGUGUGAAAUUCUUUGUCAGAACCGACUAGGUCCCAUGCACUUGUUUCUAGCUCACUGUUUGGUUUCGGAGUUAUGUGCGGUCAGUUUGCAUAAAUAUAUAUGACUGUUAUCGUUCGAAAGUUUUAUUAAGCCGUGCAUUUGUUAACUUGUCAUUUAACAUUUGCGAAAUCAGUAUGUUUAGAAACUAAAGCGUUGUUUUUGAAAUGCAGACAAUUUACCUGUAAUUUUAUAAAGUCUAUGAGAAGAA
Paramacrobiotus metropolitanus is the source of this 1221-nucleotide messenger RNA. RefSeq names its product U3 small nucleolar ribonucleoprotein protein IMP3-like. Gene Ontology annotation, molecular function: rRNA binding; snoRNA binding; structural constituent of ribosome. NCBI's taxonomy places the organism in Eukaryota, Metazoa, Tardigrada, Eutardigrada, Parachela, Macrobiotidae. The record is from RefSeq and is a predicted model, not a curated record. Gene Ontology annotation, biological process: rRNA processing. The transcript has 8 exons. Bases 340 to 876 code for a protein of 178 amino acids. Gene Ontology annotation, cellular component: Mpp10 complex; small ribosomal subunit; small-subunit processome.